Messenger RNA from Helicoverpa armigera (cotton bollworm), 1850 nucleotides. Its product is annotated as alanine aminotransferase 1. The transcript has 9 exons. The record is from RefSeq and is a predicted model, not a curated record. Gene Ontology annotation, biological process: biosynthetic process. Lineage: Eukaryota; Metazoa; Arthropoda; Insecta; Lepidoptera; Noctuidae. Gene Ontology annotation, molecular function: pyridoxal phosphate binding; L-alanine:2-oxoglutarate transaminase activity. The coding region runs from base 107 to 1537 and encodes 476 amino acids.
GGUUAUAUUAUAUGGUCUGUGUGUGCGCUUGGGCAGUACAUGCUGUGUAUGCGUCGCCUGCGCGUGCGCCGGACUGUGCAGCGCCACACUAGUGCACCGCGUCACGAUGAAGCUGGACAACAGUCUCACUGCCGAGAACAUCAACCAGAACCUGCUGAACAUCAAGUAUGCAGUGCGCGGACCCAUCCUAGAAAGGGCCAUACAGAUCGAAAGGGAGAUACAGAAGGGAGUGCCGAAGCCGUUCGAGCGCGUGGUGCGCGCCAACAUCGGAGACUGCCACGCGCUCGGACAGAAGCCCAUCACCUUCAUCCGACAGGUGCAGGCGCUGGCGGCGUGCCCGGCGCUGGCGAGCUCGGCCGCCGUGCCGGAGGACGUGCGCCAGCGCGCGCAGGAGAUACUCGAUGACUGCACCAAGAGCUCGGUGGGCGCGUACUCGCCGUCGGCGGGGCUGCAGGUGGUGCGCGCGCGCGUGGCGCAGUUCCUGAGCGCGCGGGACGGCGUGCGCGCCUGCGCAGACGACAUCUACCUCGGCUCCGGCGCCUCGGACGUCAUCAAGGCCGUGCUCACCAUGUUCGUGCAGGACGUCGACGGGAAACCACCAGCGGUGAUGAUCCCGAUCCCGCAGUACCCGCUGUUCUCGGGCACGCUGGCGGAGCUGGGGCUGCGCCAGGCGGAGUACUUCCUGGCCGAGGAGCAGCAGUGGGCGCUGGACGUGGACGAGCUGCAGCGAUGCUGGAGUCGCGCCAGCCAGGACUGCGCCGUGCGCGCGCUCGUCGUCAUCAACCCCGGGAACCCCACCGGACAGGUGCUUACUCGUGAGAACAUGGAACAAAUCGUGAAGUUCGCGUACGAACACAACCUGUUCCUGCUGGCGGACGAGGUGUACCAGGAGAAUAUCGUCAGCAAGCCCUUCUUCUCUUUCAAAAAGGUGAUGCACGAGAUGGGCGCGCCGUACAGCAGCAUGGAGCUGGCGAGCUUCGUGACGUGCUCGAAGGGCUGGGCGGCCGAGUGCGGGCAGCGCGCCGGCUUCGUGGAGCUGCGCGCCGCCGCCGCCGCGCCCGCCUUCCGCGUGGCGCGCGCCGUCAUGCAGUGCCCCAACGUGCUGGGCCAGUGCAUCCUCGACUGCGUCAUGCAGCGCCCCGCGCCCGGCGACCCCUCCUACCCGCAGUUCGCGCAGGAGCUCAGCGACAUCCGCCAGGUGCUGGCCGAGAGGACGCAAACUGCCUACGAGACCUUCAACUCCAUUCCCGGAUACUUUUGCAACCCUAUUGAUGGUUCCAUGUUUGCGUACCCUCGUGUGAGCAUCCCGGAGGCGGCGCAGGCGGCGGCGCGCGAGCUGCACAUGUCUCCCGACGAGUUCUACUGUCUGCGACUGCUUGAGGAAACAGGUGUGUGCGUGAUCCCGGGCACCGGGUUCGGUCAGCUGCCGGGCACGUUCCACUUCCGCACCACGAUCCUGCAUCCUCGCGACGAGUUCCAGCACAUGAUGGACAGCAUCCGAAGGUUCCACCACGACUUCCUGCAGCGAUACUCCUAGCCUGAGCCCUCGCGCAAGUGAACCGUCCAGAGCGAAUGCGAAAGAAGAAGAGAGUCAGCUCAAUAAUAAUAAGUUAUACUAAUAAUAAGUGUAUGCAUGAACUUUAGAUGUGGUGCUGGGGGCGGAGUGACCUGGCUGUGUGCGCGCGGGUCACUGCGCCUGGCCGGCCUCCAGGCUGCCCGCUAAUAAUACUCCGCACAGCCUCACACUGCUCGACUGGAUAACUACAACAUAUCUAUCUAUGUGUAUUUUAACACGAAAUUAUGUAUUAAUAUGCAAUAAAAAGUAUUUUUGUUGGAACUUUUAUGUUGAA